Messenger RNA from Symbiodinium necroappetens, 861 nucleotides. NCBI's taxonomy places the organism in Eukaryota, Dinophyceae, Suessiales, Symbiodiniaceae. The record is from the annotation of a GenBank genome assembly.
GACGUUAGCGAGGGGCUCAUGGCUAAAAUGUCCAUUCGAGUUCCUGGAGCGCUACGGUGAGCACACAGGUAUCGCCGCGCUAGCCGUCAUCGUUGAAAACGAGGAGCUAGACAAGAAACGCAUCAUUCACGAUGCUACACAUGGUGUGCGCGUUAACCACCGGAUCAAGUGCCGGGACAAGCUACGUUCACCUGGUGCUAGGGAAAAGAAGCACCUGCUAAGGGAACACGAGGAGGUCGAUACCAGGGAAGAGGUUCGUGGGGACCCCGCUAGCCAGACGGUCUACGUGAACCUUGUGGGGCUUGGCCCGGACUUUCCGCUAGACCUCCUCCUCUACGCCGACGACCUGGAAGCUAUGGGGAAAGGCCCUCGCAGAAGGCUAGGGAGACUCGGAUUCGCCUCCAUUGCGCUAGACUGGGAACGGCCUUUCCUGAGACCGCUGCACGCCUGGUCCUCGGCAGAGCCUGGGCCCUUGACGCUACCAACCAUGACCAGGGUGCUAUGUGGCUGGUUGGCCGACCGCCUUGACUCGGAAAAAGGCUACAGAAACCGGAGGCUGCUGGAAGACGCGGCCCCGCUGGGCUUCUUCACGGACGCUAAGGCCGAAACCGGCCGCGCGUGGAUCGGCGGGUUCCUCGAGCUAGUGGACGGCUGCCAAGGGCCCUGGUUCUCGCUAGAGGUCGUGGAGAGCUGGGCUCCCUGGGCCUUCGCUAAGCGCGAUCCUGGGAAGGUCAUCGCUGCGCUGGAAUUGCUCGCUACCCUGGUUGGCGUCCGCCUGUGGGUGCCAGAUGGUGAUGCUAAGAAGACGUCACUAUCAGAGGCUACACGGACAACCAUGCAGUCCAACGAGUCCCUGCUAAG